GAAUGGUAUGGGAGAGUGAGGCCAGAGAGCAUCAAACAAUAGGUGUGGUGUCAUGGGAGGCUGAGUGUGUGGCACAGAGCCCAGUGUUUAUGCGAGAGCAUCAACAACAGAGGAGAUGGUGUGACUGGAACCUGUUGUUAUCAUUGGGCAGGACUGGACCACUGUUUGGAUCAGGUAGGGAACACAAAACGUAGCACAGUUUGAAGGACAUUUUCAGUUAGGUGGCUUUAACUGACCGACUUCUGGACAAGGUGCAUGUAGUUAAAGUCUGAAUGGAGCUGCUGGACCAUUGAACUAAAUGGGAUGUUGACUGAUUAGCUUAUGAGCGUCCAACAACAAGGCUGGAGAUUACAUGGAGACAGGACAGCGGGGUGUGACGGGGAGAAAUGUGCAGACUACCACUGCCCUGUCUGAACCGGGACUCUGAAAGAGACAUGGAGCCCUGUCAAGGGAGUCCAUCCCGAACUCUCUCCACCAUGUCGCUAUCUGUUCGCCCAGCCAGACGCCUCACCUCCACAUCCAUCACUAGGAGUCAGAGCUUCACUGGAGUUAACACCCACGACAAGCCCUACAGGAACCUCUCAGUGUUCAGCACUCCAGGUCUCAGCAGGAAGCCCAGCAGAGCCAGCAGGAUGUUUACCAUGUCCACCAAGUCCAACCCCCCACCUAAGGUCCCUCAGCCUGAGCGACUAGACCAGGUCUAUGAAGCGUUGAAGAAAGGCCUUCAGUCCUACCUGCAGGUCCAUCAGAUGGACUGGGACAAUCUCAGCAGAGAGAUGAAAGAAUCAAAGAGGAACUCCAGACUGGGUUUCCUGUAUGAGCUGGACAAGCAAGUGAAGGUGACUGAGAGGUACAUAAGACGACUGGAGUUUCACCUGAGCAAGAUUGACGAGCUAUAUGAAGCCUACUGCCUGCAGAGGAGACUCCGAGACGGAGCCAACAAGAUGGUGAAGGCUUACACUGGCUCUCAAGGCAGCAAGGAGGCCAGGGAGAGUUUAGCAGAAGCCAAUAAAGGAUACAAAGAGUACACAGAGAACAUGUGUGUGUUGGAGAGCGAGUUGGAGAACCAGCUGGGGGAGUUCCACAUUAAGAUGAAAGGUCUAGCUGGAUUUGCUAGAUUGUGUGCUGGGGACCAGUAUGAGAUCUUUAUGAAGUACGGUCGGCAGCGGUGGAAGCUGCGUGGCAGAAUAGAGAUCAAUGCCAAACAGGUGUGGGACAGUGAAGAGAUGGUGUUUGUGCCGCUCGUCAGUGAGUUCCUCUGUGUGAAGGUGACAGAGCUGAAGAGCUUAGCCAAUCACGUGGUUGUAGGAAGUGUUUCCUGCGAGACUAAGGACCUGUUUGCUGCACUCCCCCAGACGGUUGCCGUGGAUAUUAAUGACCUCGGGACUAUUAAGCUGAGCCUCGAAGUCACCUGGAAUCCAUUUGAUAAAGAUGACCAGGGCUCAGUGGCUAGCAGCGUCAACAAAGCUCCGACCGUCAGUAAGAGACUCUCAACCAUCUUCAACCAGAGUCCGCCUGACACGCCAUCUUUACGUGAACAAGCCUUCUAUUCUCUGCCUCGGAGUGUGACCAGGCGGCAGCACUGGCCGCUGCUGGACAUCUUCAGAGACACACUUAGCCAGAGCUGUCCCUGUAGUGACAACUCACCGACGGGACAGCCCACUGCAAACAUGCUCCGCCGCCAUGACGAGCUAGAGAAUGGAACAGCGUGGUCCAAUUCAUCUGAGUCUUCUGAUGACUCCUCCAGUCCUCGGCUUUCUGUCGGAGGGCUACGCAACUCUACACAUCCAAAGGCAGUGGUGGUGACACCAGACAUCCAGCCGGCUGUAAGCGGAAGUUCCUCCCCACAGCCCGACGUCUCAUUUUGCCCCAGAGACUCCUCCUCCUUAACUCCAAACUCCCACUACAGAGUCAGCACUGUCAGUGAGGCUCCCAACGCAUCCACACACCAAGCACAGAGCAACAGGGAAGAGAAGAAGGAGACAGUCAGUGUUAAGACCAAACCUGACAGCAAGGAAGAGGACGCAGCAGUGCCUGCGGUGGUGACCAACAGCCAUGCCUCGCGCAGCUACUUACGCUCUCUGAGCCACAUCAGCGAAGGCAGUGCUGAUGGCGUCAUGAUGACGGACAGGUCCGCCGAGUCCGGAGAGGUCAUGUCUUUGGCCUCUGGGCUCUCCAUCACCGACAUUGAAAUGGAGAUGCUCAGCAGAACUCCUGAGCCGCCCGGCUCUGUCGCCGCAGACACGCAUUCGUUGCCAACCAGGCUCGGCUUCGUAGAGGAAAACCCAACAGGCGACGAUGUCACAGAUCAACGUCAACACAGGAAGCAACGGGACACAUCCAGCCCUGUCCGAACAUCCUCCUCCCCCAGGACCGAAGCAGUGGACCCUAACACUCCGUCACAAAUGAACACACAGCGAGAGUGCAACACACACCCAGAGAGCGGGGAUGAGACGUAUGUAGCCCGGCGCGUGUCGGUGGAGGAGGAGGAGAUGCCAGAUCGUGUGUCCGGAGAGGGAGGUGUUCUGGUGGACAGCGGGCUAGAAGACUCCCUGGCGGCGGUCGUUUCCUCUCUGGAUGAUUACAGAGGACAGUUCCCCGAGUUACAACUACUGGAACAAGAGCUGAAGCUGCUGCAGGUUACACUCAAGGGCGGCAGGCACAGCCGCUCACCCAGCAUGGCCAGCCUUACCGUGGAAACAGCGCUGGGCAGCUUCGACUUCCUCAACGUGUCGGACUGGGAGGAGGAAGAGGAGGAGAAGGGCGACCAGAGGAGUAGAAACAUCAGGUCUCUGCAGGACAGAGGCUGGGAUAGCCCCUCCACCCCCCUCACCACAGGCUGCACCACUUUAGACUGCUCCCUGGUGGUCCACCUGAAGAACUGCAGCACGCAGCUGUUGUGUCUGGGUAUGUUUGGUCCGCUGCGGUGCAGAGAGAUGUACGCCUUGGACCGACUGCUGCGAGAGGCUCGAGUCCUCGAGAUCAUUCGACGCAUCGCCAAGGACAACCCGAGACGCAUCAGACAGCCUGUUGUAGUGAUACCACAGCUGGGCCUGUGCUCGGGGGCCGUGUCACUAUGGCAACAAUGUGUGGGGCAGGGCAGUGUGUAUAGCAUCUCUGCCAACAGCUUCCGGGUUACGCUGUCUACAGUCUACUCCAGAACACUUCCUGAGAGGGCCAGCAACAUGGCCGACACAGUGUUCCAGUGUCUGGUUGAGCGAGUGCUGGAUCAGAAGUUACCACGGCGCAACAGAGACGGAGUGAUGGUGACGCUGUUCCAGCUGUGGAGCUACCUGGAGGCCAACAGCAUCAGUGACAUGGAAACACACAUCACUGAGCUGGCAGAAGAAGUGUGGUUGGUGCAGAGCCUGGCGUCGUGUGAGCAGGAUGUGAUUGUCCACGCUCUGCGGCGUCCUGCAGAGUGCAGCCUGAGAAGAGAAGGACUUCACGCUGUGGCCAAACUACUGAAAGACCCACGAGGCAAAGUGUCGGCCUCUGCCAGCUCUGUGCUGAGGAGCCUGACGGCCCAGCCCCGACAGAGAGAGCAGGCUUUGGUCAGCUGUUUGGAGCUGCUGGAAGAUGAGAAUGUGGACACCAGAGUCUGUGGCUGCAAGGCCUUAGCUUGUCUCAAGGCCAAAGAAAGUAUUGACCAGUUAGUGUAUCUGUGUCGGACAGACAAGGAUGAAGUCCGCGAUGCUGCCAAACAAGCGCUGCUGGUGCUCGGAGAGGAGGGGAAGAUGGCGCACAGGCACGUGGAGACGUCUCAGGACAGCAUACCGAGACUCUUCGCUCCAGGAAGCAUGGCCAGCACAGCUUUCUAACACACACACACACACACACACACACACACACACACACACACACACACACACACACACACACACACACAGACACACUGGGUGGGAACAAAACCAGAACAACACAAUAUGAAUGUUGUGUUUUGGCAGUGCUUUAACACUAUGUCAGAAUGAGAAUAUACAGCAGGUUGUUUCUUCUAUUGCCACUAAAACAUACAAAGACAAAUAUAGGGCAUGGUAUACAGUAUAUACACUGUCGGAGAGGUUGCAAUAAUACUCAGAUUAAAGGGUAAUUUCAUUUUUUCCUCAAUCUGGACCCUAUUUUCCUAUAUUUUUGUGUGUAAGUGACUGAUGGGAACAACAAUCUUUGAAACUGGUCCAGUAUUAAGCGUGAAUGCUACUGAAAUGCUUAGAUUAUUAUUUUAAGUGUCUGACAACAUUAUGGAAAGGAUCCCU
Messenger RNA from Sander lucioperca (pikeperch), 4253 nucleotides. RefSeq names its product RHO family interacting cell polarization regulator 1 (gene ripor1). Bases 387 to 3821 code for a protein of 1144 amino acids. The transcript has 25 exons. The record is from RefSeq and is a predicted model, not a curated record. NCBI's taxonomy places the organism in Eukaryota, Metazoa, Chordata, Actinopteri, Perciformes, Percidae.